AUGAAUUGUUUUCUUCUUACUGUCCUGCUGACUGUUGUUGCUGCUCAUCAGCGUCUUCAUGAUCUUCCCGAACCAGACGUUUGCAAGAAUGGCGGACAAUUCGUUGAUGGUCAAUGUAAAUGUACUCUUCGUUACGAAGGAACUCACUGUGAACAGGAAAGAUGCUUGAACGGAGGUCGUCGUUACAAUUACCGUGGAAAGGUUGGAUGCCGUUGUCCAUUCGGAUUAGCUGGAGAUCGUUGUGAGAAAGUCACCCACUGCGAACCAGGAAAAGGAAAGCUUGUCAACGGAAAAUGCGAAUGCUUCGACAGAAACACUGGUAUUCAUUGCCAGGAGCGUCUCUGUUACAACGGAAUUCCCACUGGCGGAUCAGAUGGUCUCUGUCUUUGUGACGUUGGAUUUACUGGCCCAUUCUGUGACGAAGCUCUCAUCUGCGAAAACUCUGGAUCUAUCACACCCGAAAAUGAAUGCGCCUGCCAAGUUGGAUAUACUGGAGAACGCUGUGAACUCUGUGCUCCAGGAUAUUUACCUGAAGGAGGAAGCUGCGUCCCAGAAGUAUCUGAAUCUUCUCUUUUGGCUCACACCGGAUCUCUCGCUAACCGCCCAUAUGCCUGGCCUAUUGUUGUUAUGGGUUGUGGGGCUGCUAUGCUAGCUGUGCUCGUAGCUGCUGUAUCAGUAAUGAUUCUGCGUAAAUGGAAAUCAAAGCCAUCUCGUGUUAGCUCCGUACAAGGAGAUGGAGAAGGAACUGAUGUUUAG
Auanema sp. JU1783 is the source of this 756-nucleotide messenger RNA. NCBI's taxonomy places the organism in Eukaryota, Metazoa, Nematoda, Chromadorea, Rhabditida, Rhabditidae. The record is from the annotation of a GenBank genome assembly.